Messenger RNA from Papilio polytes (common Mormon), 1535 nucleotides. RefSeq names its product mitochondrial import inner membrane translocase subunit TIM44. The record is from RefSeq and is a predicted model, not a curated record. NCBI's taxonomy places the organism in Eukaryota, Metazoa, Arthropoda, Insecta, Lepidoptera, Papilionidae. Gene Ontology annotation, molecular function: protein-folding chaperone binding. Gene Ontology annotation, cellular component: mitochondrial inner membrane. Gene Ontology annotation, biological process: protein import into mitochondrial matrix. The transcript has 7 exons. The coding region runs from base 185 to 1498 and encodes 437 amino acids.
CAUAAACUGUCAAACUGUCAAAUCUGAUCCAAACUUAAAAGUCGACUAAAAUGCAAGAAUAAUUUAAUUUUUUACCAUUAUUUGGUAUUUUCUCUCAUAAACCGAAAGAUCGGUUGCGUUCAUAUUUGAAUAUUAAAUUGAACAAUAGAAGUUUGUGUAUAUUUGACAGUAAAUAUUUACAACUAUGCAUUCGUGUCGUUUAAUAUUAAAUAGCCCUGCACGCUGGAAGUGUGUCGUACCAAAUAAUUUCAAACCCUCUGUAGUUGCAUCAUGUCAUUCAGACCAGUUUACAGUACAAAUAUGCCGCAGUUAUUCAGCAAGAAAAGGUUUCUUCUCAUCCAUUAUUGAAAACAUCAAAGAAGAUAUUGCAAAAAACAAAGAGAUGAAAGAGAAUAUCAAAAAAUUCAGAGAAGAGGCGCAACGUCUUGAAAAUUCAGAAGCACUGCAAGCCGCAAGGAAAAAGUUCCAAGCUGUGGAAUCUGAGGCAUCUAAAGGCUCAGAAGUUUUGAAAGAUACAUUAGAAGGUAUCAAAGGGAAGAUGGAGCAUGUGCUAGAAGAGGCUAGUAAAACGGAAUUUGCUAAAAAGGCUGGAAGGAUAACAGAAGAUAUAUCUAAAACAGCUAAGGAUGCUGCGGGAAGUAUAGCAGAUAAAGGGCAAAGGCUCGGACAGACAUCAGCUUUCAGGACAAUUUCACAGGCAACGGAAGUAGUGAGGAAUGAGAUGUCUCCGCGCGGGCUGGAAGGGCGCGUGUACAGCGCGCCGCUCGCGCUUCGGAAGCGGGUAGAGGUGGCGGAGGAGGAGCGCAGCUUCGCGCCGGACACGGAGACGUUGGGGCUGGAGCUGCACAAGGACUCCAAGUUCUACCAGCAGUGGGAGAACUUCAAGAAUAACAAUCAGUAUGUCAAUAAGGUUCUUGAUUGGAAAAUACGAUACGAAGAAUCCGACAACGCGGUUGUGAAAGCUUCAAGAUUCGUCACUGAAAAAGUCGGCAGUCUGUUUGGUAAUUUAUUCGAGAAGACGGAACUCUCCAAAACUCUUACGGAAAUCUGCAAAAUCGAUCCAAACUUCACCGCACAGAAGUUUCUAGAAGACUGUGCUAAUGAUAUCAUCCCCAACAUACUGGAGGCCAUGGUGCGAGGAGAUUUGGAGAUAUUAAAAGACUGGUGCUACGAAGGGGUUUUCAACAUCCUGGCCACACCCAUCAAGCAGUGCAAGCAGCUCGGCUACCGGCUGGAUUCAAAGAUAUUGGAUAUAGAGCAGAUCGAGCUGGUGAUGGGCAAGAUGAUGGACCAGGGGCCCGUGCUGGUGAUCACAUUCCAGUCGCAGCAGAUAAUGUGCGUCAGAGAUGCGAAGAAUAAUGUCCUCGAAGGUGAUCCAGACAAGGUGAUGAGAGUGAACUAUGUGUGGGUGCUGUGCAGGGACCCCAACGAGCUCAACCCCAAAGCGGCCUGGAGACUGCUCGAGCUCUCAGCAAAUAGUGUUGAACAGUUAAUUUAAGUUGUUUAUAGAUGAAUUAAAAUCGUUGGACCUCUAA